AGUAUCUGUGAUCACAUGAUAGCCGUAAAGGCUUUCUGUUUUUCCACACACAGCCUCAAUAGGCCUGGAGACAGCUAUUACGCGGUGUCUUAUUUCAGGCAAACAUGGCCUUUAAAUUUGGAUUUGGAGUAGUAAAAUUCACAGCAGUCAUCACAUAUUUAGUAUGUUUGUGUUCAGGUCAACAAAAUCUAAAUGAGCGUCCAAUUAUUGGUAUAAUGUCACAAGAGACCCAUGGUAGUCUUGCAAAAUUUGGACCGUCGGCGGUUGCCGCAUCCUACGUGAAAUUUGUAGAGUCAGGCGGUGCUCGUGCCGUGCUUGUCAAGAUAAACCAACCGAUUGACUAUUACACUAAACUGUUUAACUCAUUAAAUGGGUUACUGGUACCAGGAGGGGCCCAGGCAGAUGUCCUUAAUUCGGGAUACGGAAAAGCUACAAAAAUAUUUUUUGAUCUGGCUGUAAAGAGCAGUAACAGUGGAGGCUACUUUCCGAUAUGGGGAACUUGUCAAGGACAUGAGCUUCUGGCAUCACUCGUUGCAGGUAAAGAUAUUCUGGUUGGUGGUGUGAAGUCUGAAAACGUCGCGCUGCCGUUACAACUCACCCCAGAUUUUGUUAAAAGUCGUAUCUUUGAUGUAACAAGAACUCCAGGUUAUGUUUUUAAAGCACUGACAACAGAAAAUUCAACAUACAAUCACCAUAAAUUUGCAGUUACCCCAAAGAAUUUUACCAAGUUUGGACUGGAUAAGUUCUUCAGAAUUAUUUCUGUGAAUAAAGAUAGCAAUGGACUUGAAUUUAUUUCAACCAUGGAAGCUUUUGAUCACCCAAUCUAUGCAGUCCAAUGGCACCCUGAGAAGAAUUCAUUUGAAUGGAAUCCACAUAGAGAUUCCGCUAUUCCACACUCUCCCGGCGCUUUGGCUGUCGCCCAACAUGUCGCCAACUUCCUAGUCAGCGAAGCACGGAAGAGCAACCACAGAUUCUCCAGCGAAGAUGAAGCGUCCAAGUACCUCGUCUACAAUUACCAGCCAGUUUACACCGGUGAUGUUGAGUCGUAUGAGCUGUGUUACUUUCUCGAUGUGUGAAAAGAGCAUAUUGUAAUUGUACACUUUGUUUUCGCACAGUCAGUAUUAAUCAUAGUAGUAUGUUUUAUUGGUGUAUUAUCUAUUUCAGGACAACAAUCGAAUCAACAGUGGGCGUGUGUUACUUCAUCAUCACUACCAGCCAUAUAUAAUGCAUAACACAAUGAAAGCCUUUUUAAGAUAAGAUUGCAAUAACGUUUUCUGUCACUUACAUUUUACCAUUUAUACGACCCAUGUUAACAUAAAUUUUAGUCCUAACCUUUAGAUUUUGUCAGUGGGUUUCUUCUUCUAUUAUAUGUUGUUCUUUCAUUUUGUUUUUUUAAAAAAAAAGGAUUUACAGAUCCUUAUCUUGACGUUGUUUUAAAACUCUGUAUAUAUAUUUGAUUAUAUAUAAAUUAUAUAUAUAAUAAAUGAUAUUCCAUUUUUAAUACAUUUUAAAGCAUAAGAUAUAGUGCUUCAACUGGAACACUCAGUAUAUGACUUUCAAAUUUCUAUUGAAAUGUCAUUUUUAUAGUAUGCAUGCUAAUGUUAUUUUUGUAUAAAGGUCUGUCCCUAUUAAGUUUUAUGCGCCAAUUUCUUCUAAAUUGGCCAUAUAUGGACAUGAAGGUAUGUAAGAGCUUGUGGUGCAGCGUGUAAGGUGUUGGACUUCUAAUCGUAAGAUCGUGAGUUUGAGACUGACGCUUGUCGCAUUGCUUGUGUCCUUGGGCAAGGCACUUUACUUACGUUUGCCUCUCUCCACCCACGAGUAUAAAUGGGUACCUGGUAGGAUGAUGUCGCAUUGCAAGUAUUAGUCUGUGUCGUCAUUAAAUUGCACGCACAACUAGGAAUAUUCCCCAGGGAGUGGAGGAGGUUGCACUUUGUACUGGUUUGAUUGUGGAUCCGAUGACCAGGGGUAAAAUAACAACAUCGCCAGUGCCCUGUAUCCCUUGGCAAAAGGCAUGGUAUAAAUCUCUAUAUAUUAUUGUGAUGUCAUACCACACCCAUAUAUGGUCAAAAUGAUGUCAUAUAUGGGCACAUUUCUGGAAUUUGUUACAUAACAUAGCAAUUGGUAGUACUGUGAAUGGUGUUAAACAGUACUGAUAGGAAGAGAUAGGCUGGGUUUAUGUAUUUUUAUAUUAUGUAUAUUUGAAUUAUUAAUUCACAUGAAGAAUAUAUAGCCUUUUUUAUAUUUUUUUUUUGUAGAAUAAAGUUCUUAUUUUCAUAUAAUUUGGUGUUUUCAUUUCACUUAUUUGCCUCAACUAUUGCAACUAUAUGGGCACAUUUCUGGAAUUUGUUACAUAACAUAGCAAUUGGUAAUAUUGUGAAUGGUGUUAAACAGUACUGAUAGGGUGAGAUAGGCUGGGUUUAUGUGUUUUUAUAUUAUGUAUAUUUGAAUUUUUAAUUCACAUGAAGAAUAUAUAGCCUUUUUAUAUUUUUUUUGUAGAAUAAAGUUCUUAUUUUAAUAUAA
Molecule: messenger RNA, 2520 nt
Organism: Anneissia japonica
Lineage: Eukaryota; Metazoa; Echinodermata; Crinoidea; Comatulida; Comatulidae
Product: gamma-glutamyl hydrolase-like
Exons: 8
Coding region: 105-1076 (323 amino acids)
Biological process (GO): tetrahydrofolylpolyglutamate metabolic process
Cellular component (GO): vacuole
Molecular function (GO): gamma-glutamyl-peptidase activity
Source: RefSeq, a predicted model, not a curated record